AUAGAAAGAAAAGAACCAGGUGAAAAGGGGGGGGAUGGCGGCGGCGAAGAAGGGACGGCGAUAGUAUUCCCUUUAUUAAUUAAUUAAUAAUAAAAAAAGAUACACAAGCCUUACUCGAAAAUCCCUAAAACCCCUAAUCCAGAAUCUCCUCAUCUACUCCCAAAAUCAAAUUCCACACUUUCCCCAAAACAUGGCUUCAACCUCCGACCCAAGAACGCCGGACACCAGAGUUCGAAUCCUCUCAACAGAAACCAUCCACGCCAACAACACUCAAACUCUUCUCGAACGGAUUCCCCUCACUGCCUGCGACAUCUGUCUCAUCCUCGUCAGCACCAUCCAAAAGGGUCUCCUCUUCCGAAGCCCGACCGAUGAUCAUCCCAUCUCUCGUCAGGCCUUCAUCGAAAACCUGAAAUCCGCCUUCUCCAAGACUACCCAUUCGCCGGCCGAUUCUCCGCCGACGAACACCCUGACGGCUCCGCCACCGCCUACAUCGACUGCAACAACGCCGGGUGCCCGUUCCUUUACGCCGUCGCCGAGGCCUUGCGGCAGCCUUUCGCCGUCCCUCCCGCUCCCGUCACCUGAAGAAGUACCACGGAUUCACAAGGCCGCAGAAGCAAGAAGAACAAAACGAUUCAGAUACACCUGAACUUGUGAAUUAGCUCAACUAAGGAGGCCAAGAAGCAAAGGAACGAUUCAGAUACAGAAACAAAACGAGUUAUAGAAU
Molecule: messenger RNA, 724 nt
Organism: Linum trigynum
Lineage: Eukaryota; Viridiplantae; Streptophyta; Magnoliopsida; Malpighiales; Linaceae
Source: the annotation of a GenBank genome assembly